UUCGACAUAACCUACAUAAUUUCAGUUUAAAAAUUCAAAAUUUGUCUCGUAUGCAAUCAAAUCUAGAAAAUGUCUCGUUAUGCGCCUCCGCCUGAUUAUAGUGACAAUAGUGAUGGUUUUUCUGAUGACGGGGACUUUGUAAAUUAUCAAGAAAGAAUCCAAAAUCACAAAGAUGCAGAGAUUAAAUUAUCUCCAGAAGAAUUGGAGAAAAAGAAUAGGGAAAUCGCCAUAAAUUCGCUGUUUAAUGGUGUUUGUUAUGGGAAUCUGAAUACUGUGAUAGAGGAGCUUGAUAAAGGAAUUGAAGUAGACAUAGAUUUAAACUCAGGAUGGACAGCUCUUUUAUUGGCUUGUUCUUAUGGUCAUACGAGUAUUGCAAAAGAAAUUAUACACAGAGGUGCCAAUGUUAAUUCACAUAGAGAUGGAUUUUCUGCCUUGAUGAUGGCAUGUAAUUGCCCACCUUACACAGCCACCUAUGAAAACACUUUGGAAAUUAUUAAACUAUUGGUUGAGAAAGGAGCAAAUCCAAAACUGACAGAUAGAAAAAGAAUGAGUGCCAUAAUGUUUGCAAGUGGCAAUGGACAUCUGGAGGCUGUCAAAUUUUUGUACCCUCUAUCAGAAAACGAGAUUAGAGACAACCAGGGAUGGACUGCUUUAUUUUGGGCUAUCAAUUCAAACCAUGUCAAUGUAGUUGAAUAUUUAUGGGAUGAGGGGGUUGACUUCACAAAAGCUGAUAUCAGAGGCCAUACCCCCUUAGAUUUGGCGAAAUUGAAUGAUUUCCAGGAUAUUGUUAAAAUAUUUGCUGUGGAUGAGGAUAUUUAUGUUAAUUAUUUUGACUCAAGUAAUUCCAGCAAUCUUCUGGAUGUCAGUGAUAUCAAAAAGCCAAAAUUUUUCAACGAUAUAUGCAAUAUUCUCUUUGCACUUAGAAGUGAGAAUGUUAUAAAGCAUUUCCAUGACAAAAAUAUUUCUCUGGUUGAUUUUUUGUCUUCAAAUGAUGAUGAUUUAAAAAAUUUAGGUAUAUUAAUGCCUUACCAAAGGAGGAAAAUACUUAAUGGACUUUAUAAAUUCCAUAAACACCCAUAUCAUCCCAAGUCACUAUUGGUAGUCAAACUAAAGGAUAUUUACACUAAUAUAGAUGUAGCAACUCAGGUAGUUGCCUCCAUUAAACAGUUCAUAGCUAUGGAAGCAAGCUUAAACUACAUUCUAAAAAACUCAAACAAUUUAGACAAAAAAGACAUUCAAAAUAUUAAAAACAGUGUUGCCAAAAUAAGAAGAGAAAUUAAUUCAAACCAAAUAAUAGCGAAAGGUUUUUUAUCAAGAGCUGAAGAUUGGGAUAGUAAAACUCAACCUGCAGAUCUAAUAACAAAAAAAUCCACUCAUUACAUUUUUCCUUGGAGAAAAUUGGUUUUUUUAACUACUUUAAGUUCCUUAAUUGCAUAUAGAUAUAUUUUAAGACAUAAACUAACUUAAUUAUAUUGUAUGCAUUUAUACAGAAUGUUGUUACUUAAUAAGAUAAUUUAGGAAGAUUUGUUAUUUUUUUUACAAUUAAAAGUGAUUAUCUGCAUUUUUAAGAAUAACAUGAUAAUU
This is a messenger RNA of Brassicogethes aeneus, 1584 nucleotides long. The record is from the annotation of a GenBank genome assembly. Lineage: Eukaryota; Metazoa; Arthropoda; Insecta; Coleoptera; Nitidulidae.